UAGGGCUAUAGAUGCAUUGUUUGCGAAGGCUAUCGAUCUCUUGUCCUUGCCACGGUCGUCCCAUCGGAGCUCCAUUUCUUAGGCCGUCACUGCUAGGGCUGUGCACAAUGUCUAGAUCGAGCCACAGGGGGAGAGCGCAAGGACGAGGCGGCCGCGGGGGGAGAGGCGGCGGCGGCGGCGGACGAGGAGGAGGAGAGCAGCGAUGGUGGGAUCCUGCCUGGAGGGCUGAGAGGCUGAGGCAAAUGCGCGAAGAGAGGGGUCCCGAUGUGGAAUUGGACGAGGAUGAAUGGUGGACGAAGCUGGAAGAGCACAAGUUCUCGGACGAGGAAGAGAUUGUGAUAAAAACGAACUAUGGACGUGCCGGCGCUGAUAAGCUCGAGGCAAUGGCUCGUGAAUCUGGAUUUUAUUUUCAUGCAUAUAACCGAGGCCGGAACACGGUGCUGGUUAUCAGCAAAGCUCCUCUGCCCAACUAUCGAGCUGAUCUUGACGAGAAGCAUGGACAGUCGCAGCGUAAGAUCAGUAUCUCAGCUGACACAGAGACGCAUGUUGAGUCCAUGCUAGCGAAAUCAAUUGGAAAAAUCUCGGUGGUGAAAGACUGCGCUGGAACAUCUUCACACGGUGACGACAGUACUUUGGAUGAACGUCGGAAAGGUGUUGUGAACGUCAACAACACCGAGCUCAGUGCAAGGCUAAAAGCGCGUCAAAAAGAACUACAGGCCGGUCCGGCAGCAAAGUCAAUGACAUCUUUCAGAAAGAAGCUUCCUGCUUUUAAAAUGAAAGAUGAGAUCCUGCAAGCGGUUUCUCAAAAUCAGGUGCUAGUAGUCUCCGGAGAAACAGGAUGCGGGAAAACCACGCAGUUGCCACAGUUUAUUCUCGAAGAAGAGAUAAAUGCAGGGCGAGGCGCGGCUUGUGACAUAAUUUGUACACAACCUCGAAGAAUUUCCGCCAUAUCAGUUGCUACUCGCGUUGCUGAUGAAAGGGGAGACGAGCUUGGUGAAAGUGUUGGCUAUCAAAUCCGACUGGAGGCCAGGCGUUCGCAAGAGACGAGGCUACUCUUUUGCACGACUGGUGUGCUUUUGAGACGUCUGGUUCAAGAUCCGCUGCUAGAGGGCGUCAGUCAUGUGAUAGUCGAUGAAAUACACGAGCGUGGAAUGAACGAAGACUUCCUGCUGGUUGUUCUACGAGACCUUCUACCGAAGAGGCCUAAGCUACGUCUCAUUCUCAUGAGCGCAACUAUCAAUGCCGAUAUGUUCUCCAAAUAUUUUGGCAAUGCACCGAAGCUGCACAUUCCGGGUUUUACCUUUCCCGUUCGAGAAUUUUUCCUGGAAGAUGUUGUGGAAAGUACUGGAUUCCAAUCACAAAAUAACCAAGCAAGUUCUCGGUUUUCUGGAGGAAGACGAAUUGAGAAACAAAAGGAUUCUCUGACUGAACUUUUUGAGGAAGUGGUCAUCCAAGAUACAUACAAGCAAUUUUCCAAGUCAACAAGGAAGUAUUUGGAGUGCUGGAAUCCAGAAAUCAUAGACCUUGACCUGGUGGAGGCAGCAAUUCAACACAUAUGCGAAGAGAAGGACGAUGGUGCUAUUCUGGUAUUCUUAACAGGUUGGGAUGACAUUUCCAAGCUUUUGGACAAGCUGAAACUCAAUCCAUCCGUAAGAAAUGAACUGCUGCUUCCUCUGCAUGGAUCCAUGCCUACAAUUAAUCAAAGGCAAAUAUUUCAACGCCCUCCACCUGGUGUAAGAAAAAUUGUCUUAGCGACGAAUAUUGCAGAAACUAGCAUAACUAUUGAUGACGUUGUGUAUGUUAUCGACUGUGGGAAAGCUAAGGAAACUAGCUAUGAUGCUCUUAACAAGCUGGCGUGCCUUCUUCCAUCCUGGAUAUCCAGGGCUGCUGCUCAUCAGAGAAGAGGACGAGCCGGAAGGGUGCAACCUGGAAUUUGUUUUCAUCUCUACCCGAAGCUGAUGUACGAUGCUAUGGCACAGUAUCAGCUUCCAGAAAUCCUGCGAACACCCCUGGAAUCUCUUUGUCUGCAGAUAAAGAGCCUACAGGUCGGAAGUAUAGCGAAGUUCUUAUCUAAAGCUCUGGAGCCUCCAGAGCUCCGUGCUGUGGAUAAUGCUAUUGAGUCUUUAAAGACGAUCGGUGCCUUGGACGAUCGUGAGGAGCUGACGUCUCUUGGUCGACACCUUACAACAUUGCCGUUAGAUCCAAAGGUUGGCAAAAUGCUGCUGAUGGGAGCCAUAUUUCAGUGUCUAGAUCCAGCGCUAACGAUUGCGGCAGCCUUGGCUCACCGGGAUCCUUUUGUUAUUCCGAUCGAUAAGAGAGAUGCUGCUGACGAAGCGAAACGAAGGCUCGCAGGAAACGCGAGAAGGUACUUUUCUAUUCAGUCAAGCCUUGAUUUUCAUGGGGUUCUUUUUAUGAUGUUGAUAAGCAGUGACCACUUAGCUCUAAUGAGGGCAUAUGAAGGUUAUAUAGUUGCCAAGCGACAUGGACGCGAACGCAAUUAUUGCUGGGAGAAUUUUUUAUCUGCACAGACUCUACAAUGGAUGGACGGUGCGAGAGAACAGUUUUACGACCAUCUUUCUAAGAUUGGCUUCGUCGAUAACUCAUCAAACUCAGCAAACUAUGCGGUAGAGUUUACUUUGCAAUGUCUGUCUCCAACUUACGAUGCAUUUCUCGUCCAGGCUUACAACAAGCACAGUGACGAUCUGGAAAUGGUUCGUGCGGUUUUGUGCGCUGGUUUAUACCCGAACGUCGUGCAAUGCAAGGCAAGGGGAAGACGAACAGCGUUUUUCACAAAGGACGAUGGCAAAGUCGAGCCUCAUCCGGCCUCUGUCAACAGUCGAGUCGGCCAGUUUGCACAGCCAUGGCUCGUCUACAGUGAGAAGGUGAAGACAACCGGGAUCUACCUUCGGGACACCACCAACAUUUCCGACUAUGCUCUUCUCAUGUUUGGAGGGCCGCUCGUCUCAAACGGCAAAGGUGUGGAGAUGCUCGAUGGCUAUCUACAAUUCACAGCGUCUGCCAAGACCAUGGAGCUUGUAAAUGCAUUGCGGUCGCAGCUAGAUGACUUGCUCACGAGAAAAAUCAAGGAUCCAAGAUUUGAUAUACAUAGAGAAGGGAAACAUGUGGUAAGCGCAGUUUUGGCAUUGUUGCAUUGCGAGGAGAAGCAAUAUUAUUAGUGACGAAUAUUUAAUUUGCAAUUAGUAAGCUUGCAAUCCAUUCUUCUA
Messenger RNA from Selaginella moellendorffii, 3224 nucleotides. RefSeq names its product DExH-box ATP-dependent RNA helicase DExH1. Gene Ontology annotation, molecular function: RNA binding; ATP binding. The record is from RefSeq and is a predicted model, not a curated record. NCBI's taxonomy places the organism in Eukaryota, Viridiplantae, Streptophyta, Lycopodiopsida, Selaginellales, Selaginellaceae. Bases 12 to 3176 code for a protein of 1054 amino acids. Gene Ontology annotation, cellular component: intracellular anatomical structure; nucleus. The transcript has 14 exons.